AUGCUCGUCUCACAAAUUUCCCCAGAAAAGCUUCUCAUUGCUAUUUUUUCAUGGGUUUUCCCAUACAUUUUGUUAGCAAAUUAUCUUGAACGAUCACUUCUUCCCUUUCGAGCGUUAUGUUAUACUCAAUCAGAUUUGUUGAGUUAUAUUUCAUCAGCUGGAAAUGUGAAUGAAUGUAUUCAAAAAUAUCAUUAUCCGAGAAAGGCAGAUCCAAAUUGUCGACUAAAUAUUCGACCUGAAAUCUUGCAUUUCCCGAAAGUCGAUGAAAAUGCCAAAAAGAUUGUCGUUAUCAGAACUGCUCCCAACUCCAAAGAUUAUCGAGAUUUCAUUCGUUCGACGUGGAAAUCUCAUUUUCGAGAAAUUCCUGUAGUUUUUGUGGUCGGAAAGCGCAAAAGUCUUGAACUCAACGAAGAAUCGGAUGAACAGCAAGAUGUCAUUCAAUUUGAUUUCACUGAUAGUUAUCAUAGUUUAGCUUAUAAGAUGGUAUCGAUGUACAGCUGGAUAUUAGAGAAACUACCAAAAGUUGAAGAAAUUCUUGUGCUAAACGAUGAUACAAUCGUCAAUGUGACUGCUAUUCGACAGUUGCCAAGUCGAGAUCCCGAUGAUUUGUGGUUAUUGGGUAAAGUGUCCCGUGGGUAUCCUCGUUUAUGGAUGCCUUGGUUGACAUGGCAUGUACAUGGAGAUAUGUAUCCAAAUCUAUGCUAUCCACGAUUUGUUCAGGGAUCGUCAUUUGUGAUUUCUCGUGGUGCAGCAAGAGCUCUUCUCAAUAAUAUUUGUCGUUUUCCAUGGAUUCAUCUCGAUGAUAUUCAUGUUGGAGUAAUGUCAUCAUGUCUUGGAAUUGAUCUCAUUCACUUUGACGGAUUCGAUCAGCACACCUUUGAUCGUUUUGUCGUUUUUCACUAUCAAUACUCAAGAAACUCAGCCGGCUAUCUAAAAAGUUUAUGGGAGAAUUCGGAGCUUUCGAUGAAUAAUCCU
Molecule: messenger RNA, 975 nt
Organism: Mesorhabditis belari
Lineage: Eukaryota; Metazoa; Nematoda; Chromadorea; Rhabditida; Rhabditidae
Source: the annotation of a GenBank genome assembly